AGUUGUAAGGGUCCUCGACAGCAAGCCCGACGACGACCGCGACCUCAAAACUGUGAGUAUGCCGUCCUGCUCGCCGUAGACAGGCCGAACGAUGUACUCUCUUGCGAGGGGACACCGCUCAGGCGCUGGAAUCGCUCGUUUUGCGCUGGAUCGGUCGCACAUCUGGCAGAUGUACUGACUGCCGCGACAGAACUUCUCAUCAAGAUGGCUGACGCUCCCCGUGGUCGUGGCGGAUUCGGACGUGGACGUGGUGAUCGUGGCCGUGGGCGCCGCGGUCCCCGUCGCGGUGGUCGCAAGGACGAGGAGAAGGAGUGGGUCCCCGUCACCAAGCUCGGCCGUCUUGUGAAGGAUGGCAAGAUCAAGUCAAUGGAGGAGAUCUACCUCUUCUCGCUCCCCGUCAAGGAGUUCCAGAUCAUCGACUUCUUCCUGCCGAAGCUCAAGGACGAGGUCAUGAAGAUUAUGCCCGUCCAGAAGCAGACGCGUGCCGGCCAGCGCACCCGUUUCAAGGCGUUCGUUGCGAUCGGUGACUUCGACGGCCAUGUUGGUCUCGGUGUCAAGUGCGCGAAGGAAGUCGCGACCGCCAUCCGUGGCGCCAUCAUCCUCGCCAAGCUGUCCGUCAUCCCUGUCCGGAGAGGUUACUGGGGUGCUAGCCUCGGUGACCCGCACACGGUGCCCUCAAAAGUCAGCGGCAAGGUCGGCUCCGUCAUGUGCCGUCUCAUCCCGGCCCCUCGUGGUACUGGUAUCGUCGCGGCGCCCGCUUCCAAGCGCUUGCUCCAGCUGGCUGGUGUUGAGGAUUGCUACACCCAGUCCAAGGGCUCCACCGCCACGAUGGGUAACUUCUUGAAGGCAACGUUCGCUGCCCUUACCAAAACCUACGCUUUCCUCACUCCGGAUCUCUGGCGCGAGAUUCCUUUGUCGAACCUGCCGUACGACGAGUACAGCGGUCACCUCCAGAUGACGCAGCGCAUCAAGUGAGGGAUAGAUAUGCAUUCUAUGUUGUAUGUACCAUCGCAUUAGGCCUAUGGGAUUUUUCUCGCAUCCUC
Messenger RNA from Schizophyllum commune H4-8, 1043 nucleotides. Its product is annotated as ribosomal protein S5. Gene Ontology annotation, cellular component: ribosome; cytosolic small ribosomal subunit. The record is from RefSeq and is a predicted model, not a curated record. Gene Ontology annotation, biological process: translation. Gene Ontology annotation, molecular function: RNA binding; structural constituent of ribosome. The transcript is spliced from 3 exons. NCBI's taxonomy places the organism in Eukaryota, Fungi, Basidiomycota, Agaricomycetes, Agaricales, Schizophyllaceae. Bases 205 to 975 code for a protein of 256 amino acids.